Molecule: messenger RNA, 1377 nt
Organism: Maniola jurtina (meadow brown)
Lineage: Eukaryota; Metazoa; Arthropoda; Insecta; Lepidoptera; Nymphalidae
Gene: Kpc2
Product: ubiquitin-associated domain-containing protein 1
Exons: 1
Coding region: 146-1282 (378 amino acids)
Molecular function (GO): protein binding
Source: RefSeq, a predicted model, not a curated record
UCAAAAAUGUAAUGGUUGUAAUGUCAUUAACCAAAAAUGGCAACAAAAUAUUAUGUUGAAACUGAUAUUGUGUCUGGUUUUAUUUUUUAGCAGCAUCUUUUUCUUUCUGACCAUAUUUGGUUUAUGAAUUUGGUACAAUCCAAAAAUGUUGGUCUCAGACAAUGGCUUAAGUGGGACCAAUGAUAUUCUGGUCAAAAUCGUCAGUCCAGAAGGCCAAAUAUUCUCUGCGUACUUCGCAGAAGAUACUUUGAUUGAGGAGUUGAAGAAUCGUGCUGUGGACUUCUUCUAUCCCACUGGGGAAACGAGGUCUGGUCGCUUCAAGAUUGUAAGAGUGUGUGAUACGUCAACCUUGCAUGAUUUCCUCACUUUGGCGCAGGAGGAAGUCAUGAUGCAUGAAGAGUUAUUACUAAUAGAGCGUAGGGGUACCGAAGCUGGUACGCUAUGGGAUUUAGGAGCUGUUCGAGCUCCUCAGCAUGCUGCAAUAGUGGCUGCAACAGCUUCUCUACCCAUCCCACAAAAUAUAACACGCCAACCAAAUCUACAAGCACUGUUAUCCACGAACGAGCUAUCUUACGAACUGAAGAAGAUAUUAAUUUCUCUGAUAGAAGCCGGAGCAAGAUUAGCAGCAGCGGGACGUAAUUACGAGCUAACAUUAGCUCAAUUAUCAGCAGCGUUAGAUGAACCAAGACGCCAAAGAAUCGUAGCACAAGUCAUCACCCCUGAAGAGUUAGCUUCAAAACUUAACAAAGAAAUCGAUAAUAAAACCGAACCAGAUAAAUCUAGUGCUCAUAACACACGUGCAGAUUGUUUGGAGAAUUUUUUAAACAAAUUCCGAGCGUGGAGAAGAAGGAUAAUUGAACCACCGAAUCCUGAAGCAAUAGCAACGUUACGGAAUCUAGGGUAUUCUUUUGAGAAAGCAGAUGAAGCGUUGCGGUGUACGGGGUGCAAUGUACCCGCUGCAGCGUCGUGGUUGAUUGGCGAACGAGGUUCAAGCGUUUUUGAACUUGUCAAUGGACUUCCCGAAGGAGUUAUUCUCCAGACUUUGUUGAAGCAACCCCACAUUCAGCGUGGAUUGUUGAACACUAGAAUGUUAAUAGCCUUCAUAGCGAUGGUUGGGCAGACGGGCAGUGCGUCGUUAUGGUUGAAUUCUCCCCAUGGAAGUCCGUUGCUUACACAAAUCUCGAGGACGUAUCACUCAGAGAAAUACUGUUUGGCUGUGAACCAGUUUUCGGAAAGGCAGGAGAAUGCUACGGCGCCGUCGACUUCGAGGCAGAGAAAUUGAAUGUCGAUUAAUUUCCCUAUGCUUUUAUUAUAGUAGAUUUUGGAAUAUUUCGAUGAAUAUUGUUUUAGUGUUUUAAUAAACGUGAAAUUAUUGUU